Octopus bimaculoides (California two-spot octopus) is the source of this 4191-nucleotide messenger RNA. RefSeq lists its product as uncharacterized. Lineage: Eukaryota; Metazoa; Mollusca; Cephalopoda; Octopoda; Octopodidae. The record is from RefSeq and is a predicted model, not a curated record.
CCACCACCACCACCACCACCACUACUACUACUACCACUACCGUCGCAGUCACCACCAACCCGCCGCUCAUCUGCUACAAGAGUUUUUGGCGCAUUCUGUAGCAGGCAGCAUCUGUUUGUUGCUUGCCACGGACUUCUUCAACAAGCUCCGUUGGAGCUAAAAAUCAAAACUUUGGAUGUACACGCUCUGCUUUCUCGUCUGCUGACAGUUUGUGCCUCUUCUACAACUAUAUAAAUAUAUACAUAUAUACACACAUAUAUAUAUAUAUACAAACAAAUACACACACAUAUAUCACCUAUAUGUAUAUAUAGUUAUACACAUGCAAUCACACACAUAUAAGUAAAUAUAUAUAUACAUAUUCAAAUAUAAUACAGACAAGCUAUCAGUCACAUUUUCUUUACAUUUGUAUAGCUUAUACACGUAUUUUUAUAUAGUUAUAUAUACAUACACAUAUCUUAUAAGAGAGAAAAAAACCGUGAUAAAAGGAAGAUACACACACACACACACACACACACACAUAUAUAUAUAUACAUAUAUAAUAUACAUAUCAUACAUUUCACUUUGUAGUAUAGGAUAUUAUAUAUCCACGCAUUUAUUUGUAUACAUACAUAUAUUUGAAGAAGACGAGAGCAUUGUAGAAACAGAGGCGCGACCCACGCUGUGCCCGAGGGAUAUUUACUCAUCGACCACAGCAUCAACGAUAACAAACAUCAUCAUCAUCAUUAUCAACAGCGCCGAUAUCAUCAUCAGCAUCAGCAUCAAACUCGUCGCCGUCGUUCUUAACAGCAAGAAGAACAACAACAACAGCAACAACAGCUACAAGAAGUACCACUAGAAUUGCAAUUACAACAACAUCGGUCUGCAUGGAUGCAGGAUCCUAUGAUAACGUGGAGUUUCCCAUCCGGAAGCCGGUGACCACCGCUGGAAGCUACAAUGUAACUUCGAAGUAUGUAAGUUCCGGCAGCAGCAAGAGCGGUGGUGUAGGGGGCAGCAGUAGUAGCACCACUAUCAGUAGUAGUAGUAGCAGUAGUGGUGUCAAUUCCUCUGUGUCAACAGGUCGCCUCCAAGUGCACCAUGCCAACGCCAAGGUGGACAACAUUAGCAACAGCCGACAGGCAGGUAAACUGGCCACGGUGGAAGAAGGGAGUACGGAGAAUGAGGACGGGAAAACUCACUCAACCGUGGUCAUACAAAACAACACAUUGGUCUCUUCGACGACAACUGACCCUUCGUCUGAGGCGAAUAUAUCUAUGGACACCCUUCGCUCUCAGUCGUCAUCAACACCGUACAUGUCACCCCCACCAACGCUGCCUCGACACCAGGCCGGCUCCGGUGAGCAGUUCGAUCGGCGGGACCUGACGCCGUCUUCACAGGCCUUGAUUGACAAUGCAUACACGGAUCUGAGGAAACACCAUCGCUUGAACCAGGCCAUUGACCAACAGGGCGCCGACCUCAAAGACCAAGUUUGUGACAUGUGUCGUAAGCCAGGAGAAAGUGUCAGCUAUGAACAGUUACUGCAAGGGAUGCUUGUGGAAGGUGAACGUCUACUACUGACCGGAAACUGGUUAUAUUUCACCAACGUGGAGUUUUUAGACAGCAAUGGCAGUAAAACCGUGGCACAACCCCUUGGGAACGGGAGGGCCUGCCUCACAAGCCGUGCUCUCUUGCUCCUCUGUGCUGAAGGAACGUUGAAUUCUACAGUAAGAAAAGUAAAGGAAGAAGAAAAAGACCCCAAAAAGCAGCGCCCAACGUAUCAUUUAGAUGUGAGGAAAUUUGAGCAGAUAUAUUACCGUAGUGUCCCACUGACUAGUGUCCGCAGUGUGGAAUUGAACGUGCAAACAGGGACUUCGGCCGAAACAACACUUACAAUGAGAGAAGCCCUUUGUUGCGGGUUUUGCCGGUGCUUCGGGUUCCAUCGUUGUAACGAGUCCUGGAAAAACAGCCGACCAAGAACGGUGCCGAUCAGUCGCAGAACGGUCACGCUCGGAGUCAACAUGCCACCAUGGGGGUUGCAAACUACUGUGGUCAUACAUUUGUUACCUGAAAUGUCGGUCGUCGUAGCACGUGACUUGGUGGCCAGUCUACAAACCCACGCCCCAGCUUUGUCUACUAUAUCAACGUUGUAGUCAGGACAGACCCAAACGCUCAAACACAAGCACAAAUGCAUACAUACAUACAUACAUACAUACAUACAAAAAAAUAAUAAAUGAAUACAUAUACACAUAAUAAGAAUAAUAUAAUAAUAAUAAUGAUAUACAAAUAAAAACAAAACCGAAAAAGAAUUAUAUAAAAAUGAAUCGAAUCCGUUCCGCGGCAGAGGAUCGAACCAGUGAUGAAGUGAAACGAUAAAGACGAAGAAAUAUCGACUGAUCAGUGUGUAAAUAUCUGCAGCCUCAUGAGAUUGGCAGAAUUGUUAGCGCGUCGAACAAAAUGACUUGCUGUAUUUCUUCCGGCUCUUUACUUUCUAAAUUCAAGUCGGCCGAGGUUGACUUUGCCUUUCAUCCUUCCGAGGCUGAUGAAAUGAAAUACCAGUCAAGAACUGAGAAUGGUUUAAGCAUAUCUAAGCCAUCCUCCGACCAAAUUUUAGGCCUUGUGCCUAUGCUAACAUCGAAAGGCCAAGAAGUGAUAGAAUCGUCAACGAGACGGACAAAAUGUUUAGCAGCAUUUCUUCCGACUCAUUACUUUCUAAACCAAUGCUUCUCAACCAUCCCCCCCCCCUACGGACCCUAUUAAUUCCUAUUUUACUCUACCGAACCCUCAAACUAAUUCAAUGCUAAAAAAUAAUCUUAAAAUUCUUUAAUAAUUAAAUAUCAUUAAGAAAUGUAGAAAAAAUUGUUAAUAUACCUUAAGUAUUGUAGAAAUAUAGCCACUUUAUUGUACAUAAACUUUAAUAAUAAAAUCUUAUACAGAACCCGGUUUCACAACCACUGUUCUAAAUGCAAAUCCUGCUGAGGUCAGCUUUGAUUUCCAUCCCCUCGGGAUCAGUAAAGUAAAGUACCAGUCAAGUACUGGAGUCGAUGGAAUAAUCUCAACCUCCAAAAUUUCGGUGCUUAUCUUAAAAACAACAAUUAUAAUAAUUAUUAUUAUUAAUUGUUCAAUGUGUCCAGUCCAUUGUAAUAUGUGGGUCAUUACAUCUAUUACCUCAGUAUCCCAUUGACAUUGUAAUAAAUACUUCCAAUCCUCUAUGGACUGACCUCAAAUCGUUGGCAUUUACUCGUCUGCCCAGAGGAGCCGAUGGUAUGGAUUUAAUUAGUCGAAACCCCAUUCCAUUUAUAUAUAUGUAUACACACACAUAUAUAUAUAUAUAUAUUAAAAACACGUGACCAUAUGUGUGUGUGUUUUUUCAUGAUUAUGCACGUAUAGGAAGUAUAGUGUGUAGCGGUGAAGGUGAUGGUGGAUGUUUGUGUAUCCAAGGGGUCAUCGUGUUAAAAGUAAAAGUGUCAAAAGCACGUGGAGACUUCUAGUGGACGAUUAGUACAAGGGAGAUAAUCCUCAUAUAAUAAUAUUUGGCAGGGUUUGUAGUUUGAUUUCGAAAUUAAGGAAUAAGGAAGAAAAUGCAUAAAAUACGCGUAUUUAUUUAUGCUUGUUGCUUACACAUUACGAAGUUCUUAGCACCAUUUCAUUCUUUUGGGAAAUCAACAUAACAAGGCUGCAUAGUUUAUCUAACAGAAAAGAACAAACGAGAAAAAUCAAUUCUCGGUCAGGAGUUGAUUGGUAAAACUUCUUUAAAUCGUCCCAAGUAAAAGAUGAUUUGCAAAGUCGGGCUUAGUUGCAUUUGAACUCAAAACGUAAAGAGUUGUGAGCUAAAUACAGCAAGGAUUCUUUCUCUCUCUCUCUCUCUCUCUCUCUCUCUCUCUCUGUGCUCUAACGAUCCUGACAAUUUACAAACCUUAUCUUUUGAGUAAAUGAAUAAAUAAUAAAUAAAUAAUGAAAUUUUAAAGGAAAAUGGAUAAAACAUAUUUUUUAAAAAAUAUCAUUUCGCAACCUCCCUCCUUAAACCACAAACACACACACAACCCCCGUUUCUUCUCCAACGGAGAUACUGACACCAAGGCUUGGUAUAUAUAUAUAUAUAUAUAUAUAUAUAUACUCAUGAGAACUAUUAUAGGCGAUGAUGAUGAUGAUGAUGAUAGUGGAGCCAGGAGAUGGAGGAAAAUUAAAAUCUGAAAUAAAGAAACGAUAAUGUAAAAA